UUUGUUUAUUAAUGUUAUUUUUUUAAAAAAAAUAGUAUGGUCAAAGAGAUUCAUAAUGUUAAAUCCUUUCAGUUUGUGUGCCGGAUGAUGAAGUAUGUUAUUGUGAUGUCGAUUUCAAUGCCAUCGUCCGUUUAUGUUCUCUAUGAUUUGCAUGCACAGAUGGAGAACAGUAUGCCUGCAGCAUUGGUUGAUCCACCUUUCAAAGGGCUAGCAAGGACUUCAGAUCCACCCUUUUUCUGGAAUGGUCUAUACCCUGGCUUAUUCCCCAGUGAGGAAAGAGCAAUGGAGAAGAGAAUUGAGUUGGGCUCUCCUCAAGGUCUCCCCAACUGGGCAUGGCAAAUGCAUAGUCAAGUCAGCGCCGCAACCCCAGUGCCAUUGUUCUCUACUGCAGCAUCAUCAGGAUUCUCUUACUCGGCUACCCCUCCCUCCGCUGCCAUUUUUCCUUCAAAAUCACUUAAUCAUCUGACAGUCCACAAUCUCUGUUUUACACCACCGAGCAGUGCGGCCGCCAACACCUCUCAGUUUCAAUAUCAGAUGAAGCCACCACAUGCACCGACAUAGCCUAUCUCCCCUCCCUCAAUAAAUUGGAGGUCAAUAGGCGACAAAGAAAUAGUUAUCACUGAUUGAUAUUCCGUAAAAACCCCGGUUUUUGACUUUGUUCAUAAACCAAAGCAUCACUCAAUCAUUGUUUCAAAUACUAGUAUGAAGGAAAAUUCUAAUGCCAUUUCACUGCUUUCUCCAGAUGGAGUAGCUGUUUGCUUCCUUUGAUCAAUAUCAAUGUGAUUUGCUUUUGUAGUAGAAUUUUAUCAGUUUGAUAAUCAUGUGCACAGUUCAUUUUGUAAUAAAGACAUGCAGUUUCGGAUGGUA
Messenger RNA from Carica papaya (papaya), 867 nucleotides. The record is from RefSeq and is a predicted model, not a curated record. NCBI's taxonomy places the organism in Eukaryota, Viridiplantae, Streptophyta, Magnoliopsida, Brassicales, Caricaceae.